AUGUAUUACGACCCCUUGGUAGCACUGGUUAACCUCUCCCCAGUGGAAAAAUUGACAGAAGAAUCAUCAAAAAAAAAAUCGAGGUGGGGAAAUAAUUCUUCCACAAGUGCGAAUUUAGAAAAUAAAGUAGUUCAGAGUAAAUGGGGACCAGAAGAAAACAAACCAUAUUUGCCACUACCAUUUGUUGACAUUCCACCUGGGUUAACACCAUCUCAACUAGACCAAUUUUUGCGUGAACAAAGAUAUGAUGAGUUAACAAAAAAAUUAAACAAGGGGGAAUUAGAAUAUGUAGAUCCAGAUAUACGUCCCCCCUCACCACCACCCAUAUAUGAUAAAAAUGGAAGUAGGAUAAAUACUAGAGAAGCAAGAGUAAAAAAUUGUAUGAUUGAAGAACAUCAUAGAUUGGUAGAAUAUUUACUAAAACAUGUAGAAGGAUUUAUUGCUCCACCUAAUUAUAAACCAAUAAAGAAAAUAAGAAAAAUUGAAAUUCCCAUUGAUAAAUAUCCAGAAUAUAAUUUUAUGGGUUUAAUUAUUGGUCCUAGAGGCUGUAAUCAUAAAAGAUUAGAAGCAGAAAGUGGUGCUCAAAUAAGUAUAAGAGGUAAAGGUACCUUAAAAGAAGGAAAAAAAACAGAUCAUCAAACUGAAAUUGAAGCUAAUAUGCCUAAGCAUGUUCAUAUAUCAGCUGACAGUGAAGAAUGUGUUGAAAAAGCUGUUAGUUUAAUUACGCCAUUGUUAGAUCCAUUUCAUCCCUUACAUGAUGAAUAUAAAAAAAAGGGACUUGAACAAUUGGCUCUUGUAAACGGUAUUAAUUUAAAUCAAUUAGAAUCCCAACGAUGUUCUAUGUGUAAUUCUACUGCGCACAUGACUUUUGAAUGUCCUGAAAAUAUGAAUCUCCAAAAUUUUAAGAAACCAGAAAUUAAGUGCACUUUGUGUGGAGAUCAUGGACAUAUAACUCUUGAUUGUAAGUUGGCUAAAGCUAAUAAUGGAAAAAUAGAUUCGGAAACAUCACCAUCGAAUGCAGCUACUGGAGCAGGAAGCGUGGGGGUUAAUAAUGUUCCAGUCCCACCUUCCACCAUGCCACCACCACCCAGUGAUAAACCAAAAAGAAAAACAUACAAUCAAACAUCCAAAUUUGAAAAAAUAAAAAUAGACAUGGAAUACAAAAAAAUGAUGAGUGAACUGAAUCCAGAUAAAGAUAACGCAACCAUUUCCACCACCAGCGAUAUAAGGAAAAACGGAAAUGAACAUACCAGCUAUUCCUCCAGCAACACAAAUGUGAAUAAUAAGAACGAUUUCCCACUGACAACAAAUAAUAACAUUACGUUAGGAGACACAAAUAUCGAGGUGCCAACCAAUUUUCAAGAUCUGAGUACUAUCUUUCAAAACACCAAUAUGAGUAAUAUCGGUAUCACCAAUAACAAUAAUAGCAAUAAUAAAAGUGGCAGAGGUGGUAGAGGUGGAAGAGGAAAUAAAAAUAACAAAAAUUUUAAUAAUGGUAUUAUGCCUCCUCCAAUGAACAGCAAAAAUAAAAACAACCCCAAUUUGAUACCAUUAGGUCAAAACAAUAAUGCAUUUAAUGAAGAUAUAAGAAAUCCAAAUACAUCAACCAGUUCAUAUGAUUCAUACUCCAAGAGUAAUAGAAAUAGUUCUAUAAAAAAUUCAAAUAAUAAAAAUUAUAAUACAUUACCCACAAAUUAUCAAGGCUCCAAUAAUAUGCCCAUAAAUCCACCUCUUCCUGUGUUACCAAAUUUUUUUAAUUUUCCGUUUAUGAAUAAUGGCAUGGUACAAGGAGGUUCUAUGCCAUACCCCAAUGGGCAGCAGUUGCCAAUGGAUUCCCUCUACAUGCAUGGCUUUCCAGGUUGGUCACAGAUGCCCAUGAAUUACUCAGAUGAUGUGCUAGCACAUGCCGCUGCACCAGACACAAAUCCACCACCGUUGCCAUCGGAAGGCGUGAAUAAUCAGGAUGGUGCCAAUAUUACUUGA
Messenger RNA from Plasmodium gonderi, 1983 nucleotides. RefSeq lists its product as hypothetical. The record is from RefSeq and is a predicted model, not a curated record. Gene Ontology annotation, biological process: regulation of mRNA splicing, via spliceosome. NCBI's taxonomy places the organism in Eukaryota, Apicomplexa, Aconoidasida, Haemosporida, Plasmodiidae. The transcript has 2 exons. Gene Ontology annotation, molecular function: mRNA binding; zinc ion binding. Bases 1 to 1983 code for a protein of 660 amino acids. Gene Ontology annotation, cellular component: nucleus.